GGCAACUUCUUCGCCCACUUCCCCCGAGCCCUCCUGGGCCUGCCUGACCUCCGCAGCCUCCAGCUGGGUGACAACCGCCUGGCCCGCCUGCCCGCCGGGCUGCCCCGCAUGGCCGGCCUGCGAGGGCUCUGGCUCUACGGGAACCGCUUCGAGGACUUCCCCCCGGCUCUGCUGCGCAUGGACCACCUCCGCGUCCUCGACCUGGACCGCAACCGCAUCGCUUGCUUCCCCGACCUGGCCUGCCUCUCCGCCCUGCGCCUCCUCUCCUACGACCACAACCCCGUCCGGCAGCCACCCUGCGUGGGCGAUGCUGUCUGGCUGGUGGGUGACGGGGCGCAGGAUUUCAUGGAGGCACGGCAGGGGGCGCGC
Tauraco erythrolophus (red-crested turaco) is the source of this 369-nucleotide messenger RNA. Lineage: Eukaryota; Metazoa; Chordata; Aves; Musophagiformes; Musophagidae. The record is from RefSeq and is a predicted model, not a curated record.